Molecule: messenger RNA, 921 nt
Organism: Colletotrichum lupini
Lineage: Eukaryota; Fungi; Ascomycota; Sordariomycetes; Glomerellales; Glomerellaceae
Exons: 7
Coding region: 1-921 (306 amino acids)
Source: RefSeq, a predicted model, not a curated record
AUGCUUGUUCUUAUCACUUGCAUCUGCAGCAUCACAGCAGCGUUUAGAGCACACCAUCAGCAACGCCUCGUUACUCAUGGCUGGGCAAAUCCAUACGCAAGACGACGCAUCCACCAGAAACCGACGUAUCAAGACAAAUGUCAGACGACUUUUGAUCAUUCGUGUUACUCUGACAAGCACGUCAUCGCGAACCCGAUGGUGCAAGCCUUCAAAAGUUGCCUAUUGAAGAUUUUGUACCCCACCUGCUCGGCUCACCAGCGUGAUGGCUCGACUCGGAGAAUCACGCCACGGCCAACCAGAGCGGUGAAAACCAUGAAAUGGCGGCUUGAGUCGUAUAUCUCUCUCAGUGGGCUCUUAUCUGAGUACAUCCCUGGGUUCUCUGGGUUCCGCCAUUAUGGUUUAGCUCAACCCUCGAGGUCCCGUCAUGCGGGCAAGACGAUGGACUCGCAUGAACGCCUUUCCCAAUUGAUGAGACUAGCAAGGCAACUUCCAGAAACAUGCAAUGGCGUAGACACCUUCGAUGGUGGAUUCUGUCUUUUGCGACCCUUCCUGCAAUUGGUUAAUAUUCCUCAUCGUUCCAGUCGCGGUAUUGAUGAGAUUUUCAAAAGCGCUCAAAUGAUUGUAUUCCGCUAUUCUGAGAAGGGAUCCCGGGGGGGCGAUAACAAGCCAAUCGGCAGUCUUUUGGUAAUCGUUUUACCUCCCUCCAGGUUCCUCUCAAGUCCAGUAUGGUGUAACUACAUAAUGGGACGGCCCACGUGUGUGCGCGAUGGAAGAACCCGUACGCUUUUCAGGUGGCGUGUUUGCCCAGUCUUCAAGCUUCUCGUCGCACGAGUGAGCCACAGUCAUGCCCCAAAGGCUGCGGCGAACAGACUUGGAGUACUGAGCAAUCUUGAACUCAACACCCCACCUCCUGGCUAUUGA